AUGGUCGAAGAGAACGCGGCGUUCUUUGCUGGCAUGACUGGCAUGCACCGUUACGAUGGAGUAGACGACAACCGGGAUAAUUCAAUGGACUGGGCCGACAACUACACCAGUACCUUUGCUAACCUCCCUUCAUUGUCGUAUGCGAGUAGUCUUUUUGACGUGCAGGACCACAACUAUGCAGCAAGCCUCUACAGCCCUGGUCUCCAGUGGACGCCUACCAACGACUUUGAUGUUGGCAACUACACUGAGCACCCCUUCACUGGCACGCAGGUGUUGGGGUUCUUCGCAGAGUGUUUAUUGCGAAAAUUCAGCCGCCCCGGCGCUGAAACGUACGAGCAUGGUGUCGACAUACUCCCCAAGCCCACUUUCAACGCCAGACUGUGGUUCUGGUUGAAUCAUGAGCCCCAGCACGUCGUCGUCAAUGCUUGCACCUUGUUCAAAUAA
Molecule: messenger RNA, 444 nt
Organism: Verticillium dahliae VdLs.17
Lineage: Eukaryota; Fungi; Ascomycota; Sordariomycetes; Glomerellales; Plectosphaerellaceae
Product: transcription factor
Exons: 2
Coding region: 1-444 (147 amino acids)
Source: RefSeq, a predicted model, not a curated record